AUGGAAGACGAUCUUCCGGCCGAAUAUGAUGUCGUUGUGGUGGGAACUGGCAUGACAGAAUCCAUUGUCGCUGCUGCUGCCAGUCGUAUUGGUAAAAAAGUACUUCAUCUGGAUAGUAAUGAAUACUAUGGAGGAUUGUGGGCUACAUUCAAUUUUGAUGGAUUGCAAAAAUGGAUGGAAGACUUGAAAACUCUUAAAGAUACCAGUAGUGAUGUUAACAUAAGUCUUAAAGAUGUUGAAAAAUUUUUAAGAGCAAGUAACCAAUAUUCCACCGUUGAAAACAUAGAAGAAACUUGGUUCAUCUCCAGUGACGCUGAUUUGCCGCAGCUUUCUUCAAAAGAUACUCAAACUGAAGGUACUGAAGAAAAUAAAGAAAAUGAUACUGAAAAAGAUGAUGCUGAUCCAAAUAAUCAUAAAGAGCAUGUUCAACGUUGGUCUAAAGAUCGGAUAAAAAAAGAAUACAGAAGAUUUAAUAUUGAUUUAGCACCAAAAUUGCUCUUUGCCCGAGGAGAAUUAGUAGAACUUUUAAUAUCUAGUAAUAUUGCACGUUACGCCGAGUUUCGAGCUGUUUCUCGAGUUGCUACAUACAUGGAUGGAAAAUUGAUACAAGUACCUUGUUCAAGAGCUGACGUAUUUGCUAACAAAACUGUCAGUGUUAUUGAAAAAAGGAUGUUGAUGCAGUUAUUAGUUUCUUGCAUGGAACAAGGCGCUGAGAGUUCGGAAUUUGAUGGAUACCGCGAUAAAACAUUUAUUGAAUAUUUAAAUACGAAAAAUUUAACACCUAUUGUAAAACAUUAUGUAAUGCAAGCCAUAGCGAUGGCUACUGACAAGACUUCAUGUCGUGAUGGUGUAAAUCGUACAAAACAUUUUCUAAAUAGUCUUGGUCGAUAUGGAAAUACACCAUUUUUGUGGCCUAUGUAUGGAAGUGGUGAAUUACCUCAAUGUUUUUGUCGACUAUGUGCAGUAUUUGGUGGAGUAUAUUGUUUAAAACGUCAGUUUGACGGAGUAGUAGUUGAAGGAGAUAAAUGCAAAUCCAUUGUAACUGGAAAACAAAAACUAGCUCUCGAACAUUUGGUUGUUGGACAAGGUCACUUACCUCCUGAAAUCGUUGAUUCUGCUGGAGAAAUGAAAAUUUCUCGUGGAAUUUUCAUCACAGACAGAUCUAUCAUGCAAGGAGAAAAGGAAAAUUUGACUUUACUUUAUUAUCCACCUGAAGGGCCUGAUCAAGAGCCAGUUACUUUGAUUGAAUUAGGACCAUCUACUAAUGCUUGUCCUCAAGGCCUUUUUAUGGUUCAAAUGACUUGCAAGCGUACUAAAACAGCCAAAGAAGACUUGGACUAUGUCGUGAAAAAAUUCUUGGAACUAGAUAUUGUUGAGACGAAUGUACGUUAUCCCACUGAUAUGCAUACGCAAACUAUUUCAACGAAUGAUGAUCAUCUCCAAGAAGGGAAUGUUGAUAGAGACAAAAAUGAAAACCUGAAACCUCAUGUGUUAUGGUCUUUAUAUCUGAAUUUACCUGCUAGCGAUAUAAAACUGAGCAAAUCAGCACCAAGUAAUAUAUACCUUUGCUCAGGACCUGAUCUAGAUCUUGAUUUCGAUUUUUCUGUAAAUCAAGCUAAAAAAAUUUUCAAAGCCAUGUACCCAGAUGAAGAUUUCCUGCCGCGUGCUCCAGAUCCUGAAGAAAUCGUUCUGGAGGGGGAUGAAACACCUGGACCUAAAUUUGAUGACCAUAUACCAGAAGAUGAAGAAAAAAUAAGUUCUGAGAAAGAGUAG
This is a messenger RNA of Cotesia congregata, 1773 nucleotides long. The record is from the annotation of a GenBank genome assembly. NCBI's taxonomy places the organism in Eukaryota, Metazoa, Arthropoda, Insecta, Hymenoptera, Braconidae.